AUGAUGGAAGUUGACGAAGACGACAUACUGCGUACUGUCGCAACCGGCGGCUUGAUGGACUACUCCGUCUGGCCAGCGCUUCUUGCACGAAUCGUGUCACGAAUCGACAAGAUCGCGCAUGAGGAAUUCCCUAUACCGCAGCUGCCCACGCCGCCAGCCAGCGUGAUCCCGUCUUCCAUUCCGAACCCCGCCAACCAAUCCGACUCGGAGGACACGGAAAACUUCCUGGCGCCCCUUCCCUCGUCACCCAUCGAACCCGAGAGCACGACUUCUUCCCAAGACGCAAAUAAGGAAAACACUCCCAUCGCGCCACGCAUCAGCGCUGCGCCUACAUCAGCACCCACUGCCGUCGCAGCGCCACUCGCCCCGGGCGCUCUACCUCGGCAGAUCGCCGCUCUCUUGGCCGAGAUAACGACGACACUGACGUCGACGUUUCCUACAUACCCACCACACACCAUCCAACGGCUAGCCGAGCUUGUGCUGACGCCCAAACACCACUACCGAACCCUCCCAACGUAUCUACAUGCCCUGGAUCGCGUCGUCCAUGUCACGUCAGGUCUCAAUGUCUACCCGCUGCCACCCGCAAUCCCUGAUGCUUCGACCGGCACCUUGCUCUCCAAUGGCAUCUCGGAAGCACCCGCCCCUUCGCCCUUCGCCACGCCUGGCAGCGACGAGGCGCUUGGCGGGGCUCUGCUCACCCCUAUCCCGUGGCUACAACACGCAUCACAAUCGCAGAACCUUGCAGGUUCACCACAGGCCCAAUCGGACGGUUCGCCCUCGUCCGAUCGCCCACCCACACAUGUUAGCAGCAGUAAUGGAGGCGGUGACAAUCCCGAGGGUGAACUGCGGACCGAGAGCACCGAGACCAUCGAUGGCCCCAACGGCAUGGGCAGCAUCGAGACUGUAACCGUCACUGUUAAUGGUGUGCCUUCAAUGGGAGCACGGGGCGUUGGUGUCACGCAAGGGGAACUUUUACGACAAGAGCAGCGAGCUGGGGUCGUUCCCAUGAGCCAGUUGACGGCAAGCCAUCACAUGAUGCAUGCUGCCCAACAACGAACCUCUCCAAUGCCCCCUAACACUGAAGGUGCGGCUGCGUCAGAGAGGGAGGAGACGGCCGGUGGAACGGGGGUACGUGACGAUGCAGUAGCAGAUGCUACACCAGCAGACCCAAGUGUCGAAGAAGACGAGAGACCCCAUGCCCGCGGACCAGAGGAAAUCGGACCGGAAGAUACCGGUCCCCAAACUGAGAGCAGUAGCAACACCAACUACGUGGGGGGUCCAGGGAUUGAGAUGCAGGGCAUUGAUGUCGAAGCAGCCGUUGGCCGAAAAGCUGCCAACUCACCUGAGGCAACAAAGAAAGAUGAUGCGGCCGACAGAAUGGAGGGCUUGGAGGCGACCAAGUCUCUCAGCGAGAGAACGCGAUCCUUGACGCCUAAAAGGGAGGCUGAGGACGAGCUCGAGGGACCAACCAAGAAGUUGAAAGAGGAUGUUGAUAUGGAUGUGGACACGGCUACGGCGGGGAAAACUGCUGCGGGAGGGCUAGAAGGCAAGGGAUCCAAUGAUGAAGCAAAGGAAGGCGUCGACAAAGAGGAGCUGGAUGUGUAG
Messenger RNA from Pseudomassariella vexata, 1605 nucleotides. RefSeq lists its product as uncharacterized. Gene Ontology annotation, cellular component: cytoplasm; nucleus; protein phosphatase 4 complex. NCBI's taxonomy places the organism in Eukaryota, Fungi, Ascomycota, Sordariomycetes, Amphisphaeriales, Pseudomassariaceae. The record is from RefSeq and is a predicted model, not a curated record. Gene Ontology annotation, molecular function: protein phosphatase regulator activity. The transcript is spliced from 3 exons. Gene Ontology annotation, biological process: protein dephosphorylation. The coding region runs from base 1 to 1605 and encodes 534 amino acids.